Messenger RNA from Mus caroli (Ryukyu mouse), 3148 nucleotides. RefSeq names its product Cas scaffold protein family member 4 (gene Cass4). Gene Ontology annotation, biological process: cell migration; cell surface receptor protein tyrosine kinase signaling pathway. NCBI's taxonomy places the organism in Eukaryota, Metazoa, Chordata, Mammalia, Rodentia, Muridae. The record is from RefSeq and is a predicted model, not a curated record. Gene Ontology annotation, molecular function: protein binding. Gene Ontology annotation, cellular component: plasma membrane; cytoplasm.
UCGACUGUUUCCAUGUGUUGGCAAACAGUUCCAUAGAAUCCAGCUCCUGGGAACCAGCCAGCAGCAUGCAGUGAGAUUGCAUCAUCGGCCCCUGGAACCAGACAUAUCAGGGGCAGAACUCCGAGGACCCUGCUCACAUCACAGCCAUGAGAGGCACCAGCAUCAGAGAGGCUGCGCCCAAGACCCUGUUGGCCAGGGCACUCUACGACAACCAUGCUGAUUGCUCCGACGAGCUUGCUUUCUCCAGAGGGGACAUCCUGACCAUCGUGGAACAAAAUGUGCCAGAAAGUGAGGGCUGGUGGAGAUGUCUGCUCCACGGGAGGCAAGGCCUGGCUCCAGCCAACCGCCUCCAAGUCCUCAGAGAGACCCCUGCAGACAGACCCUGUCCCCUGCUCCUGAGAGGCCCGGACACAGAUCUCACCAGCUCUGGGGCGCCUUCCCAGGUGCAGGACUUCAUCUCCCCGCCACCCCAGGGACCUGUGUAUGAACCAAUGAGGAGCUGGGUGGAGGGGCCACCACCAGCAACUGCCCAAGUCUAUGAAUUGCCUGAGUCACCUUCCAGUGCCAGGAUCAUCUGUGAAAAGACGCUGAGCUUCCCCAAGCAGGCCCUCUCUGUGCUUCCCAGACCGACGAGGGCCUCGUUGCCGACACUUCCUUCCCAGGUGUAUGACGUGCCUGUCCAGAGGCAGGUCUUCUCAACCCUUGAGAGGCUGGAGAAGCAGCAGUUCUAUGACAUACCCACUAGCUCCCAGAAGGCUCUGCUCCACUCCUCCACCAGCCAGGCAAGUGGAUGGGGUGUUACAUUGGCACCAACAAUGGCCUUCAGACAAGGUAGUGGCUAUAAACCGUUAUCUAGCCCUCAGAAGUCAGAACGGAUUCAUGACACUCCAGUGUUGCUGGAAAAGGCCGACGUCAGAAAUGUGUCUAUGACCGGCUUCACCAAAGACUCAGGUUCCAGAGCCACUCCAGGCUCCUCUGCUGUCCACACUGGAACUGUGGCCCUCUCCCCACAGCUGGGGAACACUGUGCAGAGAAAAAACAGCCUCCCAGAAGAACCUACCUAUGCCUUCCCGACGUCCAGGGACCCACUGCCCUCUGAUGCAGGUGGUAGCUACAAGGUCCCUUCCAGGUUUCUCAUUCCCAGAGUGGAGCAACAGAACACCAUGCCUAACAUUUACGACACCCCUAAAGCCAUGCAGGAUGUGUCUCUGGCUGGAAAGGAGCUGGAGAGAGGCAAAGAGGCUCCAGAAAACUCCCCCUGGAUCUCCAGACAGACAAAUUUCCUGUCUCCUGACUCGGACCGAUUAUCUGUUGCCAGCUCAGACAGCAGGGCUAGUGUGGUGUCUUCCUGCUCCUCCAUAUCCAUGGACUCCUCCUCUGGCUCCUCCUCAGAGGACUCCAUCAAGGAGCUAUGGAUGGACGUGGACUUUGCAAAGGAGGCAGCAGUGUCUCUGCAACACAAAGUGGCCAGCUCGGCAGCGGGCCUGCUGCUCUUUGUAAGCAGGACUUGGAGGUUCAAAGACUCCUUGGAAACCAACAUCCACAGAAUCCGCAGGGCCGCUGACCACGUAGAGGAAUCUGUAAGAGAAUUUUUGGAUUUUGCCCAAGGAGUUGGUGGGACCGCUUGCAAUCUCACAGACAGCUACCUUCAGGCUAGAAUUAGAGAUCAGCUCCAGACAAUCUCUAGCUCCUACCAGACACUGCUGGAUGCCAAGGGAAGCUUGGACCGCUGCAAUUGGUCCCUGGAAGUUCUUGUAACAGACAAAGCCCAAAACAGCCUGGAUGACCUGGAGAGGUUUGUCGCCGCUGCACGAAUAGUUCCAGAAGACAUCAAGAGGUUUACCUCCAUCGUCAUCGCCAAUGGGAAGCUCCUUUUUAAACAGAACUGUGAGAAAGGAGAGAUGGACUUGAAGUGUGAGAGAUGCAUCCGGCCUCCCCAAAGAGAAACUGAGUCCUACCAAGAGAGCAGCCCCUUCGACAGACAACCGACAACUGAACACUCCUUUGAACUAGCAAAGAAAAACAGAGUGAAUGUCUGUUGGCAGAAGUCACCUAACCUACAAGAGAAAGGAAAGCCCACCAUUGAAGGAAAGUCAAACGGAAACCCAGAUUUCCAUGGCAUGAGUCCUACCCCUCUUAGCUCUCCAUCUCCCAGUGGGCAGAACACAGAGAGGAAGAUCCACCUGUCUAAGCAUAGCAGACUCUAUUUCGGAGCACUCUUCAAAGCCAUCAGUGUCUUUGCAAGCAGCCUCAGCCAUGGCCAGCCCCCCGAGGUCUUCAUCACUCAGAGCAAGCUCGUCAUCACAGUUGGACAGAAGCUGGUGGACACGCUGUGCAGUGAGACCCAGGAGAAAGAUGAACGCAAUGAGAUCCUCUGUGGCAGCAGUCACCUGUGCGGACUGCUCAAGGACCUGGCGCUGGCCACCAAAAGUGCAGUGAUCCAGUACCCGAGCCCCAGUGCCCUGAGCCUCCUCCAGUCAGAGGUGGAGAGGCUAGAGCACCACUCUCGGAAAUUCAGAGACACGUUGGAAUGAAGCCUGCGGAGGUCCGCUCCCAGCCAGUUUCAUACCCACCACUCUGUUCCGUGGAAAAGCCAAUCAGAAUGGCUGAAACAGUCGCGGGUGUCAGAGCUGGUGUUAGUAAGUGGCUAAGCCUCCGAAGGCCACGACUGACCACAAGGUCAUGAAAGAGAGGCAGGCAACAAGUCAGGAUCUUGAGAUGCUGAACUCCCUGAGCUGAGGUGUUCAGCAUCAACAGGGGCAGUGGCAUUGUAGGAGCCACGUUUCGUGUCAGUCAAAUGAGUGUGUGGCUUACAGUCACUCUACAUUUGUUAGGCAGCACCUAACGUCAAGGUCAAGGGGCUGAAGAGACAGAAGCGUGUCACAGGCUCUGACCUCACAGAGGCACCAUCUAAUUGGGAAGACAGACAGAGAGACAGAGAACUAUCCGUAGUCUGUUGGCUGCUAGUGAGAAAAGAAACUGGGGAAGAGCAAGAAUGAAGGAGAAAAAAAAAACUACCCCCCCCCCGAAAGGACUGAUUCUUGCUGUACUCAUUAGGAAAGUGCAGGGAUUGGGGUCACACACCUUUAAGUUUAGCACUCAGGAGGCAGAAGCGGAAAGACAGACAGACCUUCAUGAGACCAGACUA